AGUAAGCAGCAGUGAGAGAGUGGAGAGAGCUUUUUUCGAUACAGACGUUGAAGAAUAGUGGAGAACAGAGAGCUGAGAGGAGGAGGAGGAGGAGGAGCAGAGCACUGUGGAGAGGUGUCAGCGGGAUUUAUGACUCAUUCAGACACAGAAGAGAAAGUUUAAUGGAGGACAAUAACACACUGGGCUGCUCUGCUGUCAUACCCUCCUGCUCAUUUAAACUGCAGCCGUGCUGAAGGGAAGACGAGACAUUGAUGACACAAUGACAACAUCCUCUGCCUCUUCAACCCCCUUCGCUUUAUCAGCCAACUCCUCUCUUCCUGUCCCCAUGUCAUCCUUCUCCUCUGCCCUUCCCUCCAUCUUCACCUCCUCGACGGUCACCCCAAACCAGGGGUGCUCAUUUAAUGACUCGGUCCUCCGCCUCCCGCUGGCGGUCUUGUACUCGCUCUUCUUCAUUUUUGGGCUGGUUGGGAACCUCUUCGCCCUGUGGGUCUUCCUCUUCCUACACUCAAGCCGCAACUCAGUGCGAGUGUUUCUCAUCAACUGUGCUGUGGCUGAUCUGGUACUGCUGACGUGUCUGCCCUUCAGGGUCUUCUACCACCUAAAUGGCAACAAGUGGGUGCUGGGCCCGGUUGCCUGUAAGGUGGUGGGGAACCUGUUUUACAUGAACAUGUACAUCAGCAUCACGUUACUGGGGCUCAUCAGCCUGGACAGAUUCUUGAGGUUGAAGGGGAAAAGCAGAACGCGCAGAGGUUUGAGGGUGACACUGUGGGGGUACAGCUGGCCCUGGAGCUGGGUAGCUUGUGGGGCUCUUUGGGGUUUUUCCCUGAUGGCACUGGUGCCCAUGGUCGCCACAGCAGAGGACAAAAACGACGAUGACAAACAAUGCUUCCAGUACAGACAGCGCAAGGACGAAGCCAAAGGGAAGGCCUACUUCAACGCAGUGCUGGUGGUGCUGUUCUGGCUCGUCUUCGUCAUGCUGGUGGUCUCCUACGCAAAGAUCGCCUCCCAGUUGCUGAGAGUGUCACGGGACAAGCCGGACCUCCCCAACGCUCAGAGAUAUGAACGAACAGCCAAGAAGUCCUUCUUCGUCCUCUUCCUGUUCACAGUCUGCUUCGGACCGUAUCACGCCUUCCGCCCUUUCUACAUCUUCUCACAGCUCAGUGGAUCAGAAUCCUGCGACUACUUGCAGCUGGUGGACCGCACCAAUGAGGUGAUGCUGUUACUGUCAGCAUUCAACAGCUGUCUGGAUCCCGUCAUGUACUUCCUGUUGUCUGGCUCAGUGCGCAAAACCGCCAUGCAAGCACUCGGAAAACGGCUGACCUUCCUAACCGACGCAACAUCAAACAGCUCAACGACAGAGUUCAGACGAUCAUCCGUGCCCAUCGCUUUACCAAACACUGGACUAAAUAACCCCUUACUCACCCCAAGAACAAGUAUCUGUGUCAUCAACUCCAACCUCCACCGCAUAGCACUGCCACCUACUGGCCAAAAGUGAUCACAAGUUUGUCUAAAGUAAGCCUGAAAACUGCAGAAAUAUAUCUCUGACUUUCCUUCUUCUACAUAUAUGUACUUCAAUUCUUAGUGAAAGUGUUGAAUAAAUGAUAUUUUAAUACUGA
Messenger RNA from Labrus mixtus (cuckoo wrasse), 1616 nucleotides. Its product is annotated as probable G-protein coupled receptor 34. Gene Ontology annotation, molecular function: G protein-coupled purinergic nucleotide receptor activity. The record is from RefSeq and is a predicted model, not a curated record. Gene Ontology annotation, biological process: G protein-coupled receptor signaling pathway. Bases 260 to 1495 code for a protein of 411 amino acids. Gene Ontology annotation, cellular component: membrane. NCBI's taxonomy places the organism in Eukaryota, Metazoa, Chordata, Actinopteri, Labriformes, Labridae. The transcript is spliced from 3 exons.